GGGAAUAGACUUAUACGUACAACCAAACAGAUUCGUCUUCUUCUGGUGCGGCAAGAAAUCGCCGGAGAAACUUCCGACCAACGUGUCGGAGCUGAUAAGAAAUAGUGUCAUGUCACAAAUUCAGAGAAUCUUCUCGAUCGAAUUGCCUUCACUGGUUCCUCUGCAACUUCCAUCUCGGAUGGAGACUCAUCUAUGGUAUGUUGUUCCAGAUGAAGUGAAAAGUAUAUCUCUUUUAAAACACUACUCUCAAAUUCUGUCACCAUCUGAGAAUGAUAAAGUUCUUCAGAUGCGAGGUAAUAAGCUUCAGAAGAAUGCUUUGCUUGCUCGCACAUUGGUUCGCACCACCAUUGCUAGAUAUCAGACAAACAAUGUGGUCGAUCCUAGGACCUUGAUAUUCAAGAAGAACAUGUAUGGGAAGCCUGAGGUAGAUUGGCAGAGUUAUAAGAACUGUGAUAGCCCACCAUUGCAUUUUAACAUCUCCCACACAGAUUCAUUGAUUUCCUGUGGAGUGACUGUACAUGUUCCUGUUGGUAUUGAUCUUGAAGAAAUGGAAAGGAAGAUAAAACAUGAUGUCUUAGCAUUAGCAGAAAGAUUUUACUCUGCUGAUGAAGUGAAGUUUUUGUCAGCUAUACCAGACCCGGAAGUUCAGCGAAAGGAGUUUAUUAAGUUAUGGACUCUUAAGGAAGCAUAUGUGAAAGCAUUAGGAAAAGGCUUCUCUGGUGCACCUUUUAAUACCUUCACAAUCCAGUCUAAGGCUGGAACAAAUGGAGGCUACAAUCUUUGCAAGUUUUUUUUUAGACUUUCAUCACACUCUGGAAUUGAAUAGGGUGCUUUUAUCAAAUGCGAUUAGUUGUUGCAUUGUACACUUUGUAAAAAUUUCCUUUGCAGUGUCUUUUUCAUUUCCUUUUAAGAAAAGGUUUUUGCAAGUAUAGUGUAUAAAUAGACAGUAGCGAUAUAAUUUUGAGACGCUUGAAUUGUUUUCUUUAGACAUCUGAAAUGUCUGUCGAUUCACAGGAGAAGACAAAGAAAUGCAACGGAGAAUGGAAGUUUGCCCUAUUGGAGUUGGCUGAUUCUCAUUAUGCUGCAAUCUGUAUUGAAGAUGAUCAAGCUAGUGGAGGUGCAGUUACAGUUGACAUAGGUCCUAUGAGGGUAAUUGUUCAUUUAGUGGUUUCUUCAUCACAACUUUGUCCUUCUUGCAGGAGCUCCUAUGAGGGUAAUUGUUCGGAAAACCAUCCCGUUUGUUGAAGAUGAACUUAUUUCUGAGAACAAAAAUCUUUAGUGCAGUGUAGCCUUUAAGUUCACCAUCAGAUUUUUUAACGAAGAUGGAGAGAAAGGAAAUGUGUACCAGUUUGGAGUGAUACUACUACAGCUCAUCACAGGCAAGUAGUGGCUGCAGGCUCUUCAGAGAUGGGAAGUUUGAAGCUUCAG
Messenger RNA from Arabidopsis thaliana (thale cress), 1428 nucleotides. Its product is annotated as L-aminoadipate-semialdehyde dehydrogenase-phosphopantetheinyl transferase. Gene Ontology annotation, molecular function: magnesium ion binding; holo-[acyl-carrier-protein] synthase activity. The transcript has 7 exons. Bases 110 to 826 code for a protein of 238 amino acids. NCBI's taxonomy places the organism in Eukaryota, Viridiplantae, Streptophyta, Magnoliopsida, Brassicales, Brassicaceae. The record is from RefSeq and is marked reviewed.